This is a messenger RNA of Anisakis simplex (herring worm), 441 nucleotides long. The record is from the annotation of a GenBank genome assembly. Lineage: Eukaryota; Metazoa; Nematoda; Chromadorea; Rhabditida; Anisakidae.
AUGGAAACUGAUAAGCAGCCAACACCACCACACUCAUCGAACGCUUUUUCCGAUGGUUUCAACGCGCAUCGCCUAUCAACCACAGCUGAGGAAAGCUCAAUUGCAUCAAAAUCGUCGGAGCAAUUGUGCGAGAUCUCAUCUAGUGCAGUGGCGAAAAGCACCGCACCAGAUACCGCAGGAUCGGAUGCAGUAACUCAAACUAAACCUUCAACUCCAGAAGCUCCCGCAACCACUACAAGCACAACAGGACCACCAGUAUCAUUUCGUUCACGCGGUUUCAGAGGCGCUCAUGCCAGCUUUCGACUUCGAAUGCUUCAAGAGCAACACGGAUUCGAACCGGUUCCUUCAUUUUCUAAUACUGUGAUUUUCCUCAUUUCAGUGGCUUGUCUUGAAUGUCUCUCUCAAUUGGCUGCACUCUCGAUAAUCUUGAAGUUUAUUUGA